CUCCUCCUGCAGAAGAUACACUUCCAGUUGCCUGCCUUUCUGUGCCACAAACAUCGACGAUGAGACUGACAGUCGUAUUGGCAUGGGCGUCCUGCUGCCUGACCCUCACUUCGGCUUGGCCUGAUUCGUACAAUGCAUGGGCGGCGGAUUUGCAACCCGGCUGGAUGAUCCAGUCGUACCAAGUGGGGGGGAAAACCUGCCACUGCAAAAUUCCUUCGAAUGAAACCAUCUCGACAACAGUCGCUGUAACAACCGCUGCGCCUACGACCACUGCGCCAACUACAGCUGCGCCUACGACCACUGCGCCAACUACAGCUGCGCCUACGACCGCUGCGCCAACUACAGCUGCGCCUUCGACCGCUGCGCCAACUACAGCUGCGCCUUCGACCGCUGCGCCAACUACAGCUGCACCUACAACCGCUGCGCCAACUACAGCUGCACCUACGACCGCUGCGCCAACUACAGCUGCACCUACGACCGCUGCGCCAUCUACAGCUGCACCAACUACAUCUGCACCUACGACCGCUGCGCCAACUACAGCUGCACCAACUACAGCUGCACCUACGACCGUAGAUGUUGGAGCCUGCACCAUGGACGUGACAGUGACCGCCGCAACCGACCUGUACUGGACCUCACCCGGAUUCCCAAGCAACUACCCGGAUGACAUUACAUGCACACUCACUGUCACUAUUCCCGCCGACAUGCCCAUGGGUUUGGUGACUCUCAAGCCCAUGGCAGGAUCUGACAUUUACGCAACCACGGGCUGUUCAUCCGACAGAAUGACUUACACAACAAGUAUCGGGUCGUCGGCAAUAUCCUGUGGUAGUAACCUGGAUGAGAUAUCGGAGAGCACAAUAUUCGACGGCCCGAAGACUUUCAGCCUCACCUUUACAUCUUCUUCAUCCGACGGAGGGAAAACGUCGACAGGCUUCAGCUACCAUAUCCGAGGAUUCGAUUUGAUGGGCUAAUAAAAUCAUCUGUAGACGGAUAUCAAAUAUUUCAGGAUAACCCCAUUGCUACGUUGACUUUGGUAUCUCCGACUGAAACAAGAUCAUGGAGCAAUGGUAACGCAAGGCAAGAUAAAUGGAAUAAAGACAAUAAAACCAUAUUGUACAUGA
Messenger RNA from Penaeus monodon (black tiger shrimp), 1118 nucleotides. Its product is annotated as salivary glue protein Sgs-3-like. The record is from RefSeq and is a predicted model, not a curated record. The coding region runs from base 60 to 968 and encodes 302 amino acids. The transcript has 8 exons. NCBI's taxonomy places the organism in Eukaryota, Metazoa, Arthropoda, Malacostraca, Decapoda, Penaeidae.